Molecule: messenger RNA, 1740 nt
Organism: Hansenula anomala
Lineage: Eukaryota; Fungi; Ascomycota; Saccharomycetes; Phaffomycetales; Wickerhamomycetaceae
Product: GATA-type transcription factor
Exons: 1
Coding region: 211-1284 (357 amino acids)
Biological process (GO): negative regulation of transcription by RNA polymerase II; positive regulation of transcription by RNA polymerase II
Molecular function (GO): RNA polymerase II cis-regulatory region sequence-specific DNA binding; zinc ion binding; DNA-binding transcription factor activity, RNA polymerase II-specific
Source: RefSeq, a predicted model, not a curated record
ACCUAAUACAUCACCUGACCAGUCACGAGAUACAUUAUUACCCGAUUAGGUAUAUCCCAUUACAGCCCCUCAAUAACAAUUUCCCAGUGUUGCACGCGCCCAAAAAUGACUGACUUGAAGAUUGGAGAGCUCUAUCAAUUGAUCCAAAAUACAACCAAGGAUUAAACGAAGAUACAACUCUAGAAGACACAAGACAUCAUCACCAUCACCAUGGACUUUGAUAACGAUCUGUCCUUGUUCAUCAACAACAUAUACAACAAGCCCCAACAGCAACAGGCUCCGUCCUUGCCAAAGACGAGUAACAAUACCAAGUUAGCUGCCCUACAACACGAAUCUACAACAAAUAACUCAAUAUUCAAAAUGUACAACAAACCAGAAUUCAAAUCUUUACCAAAUAACGAGCGUGUUAAAAACUUAACUUGGAGACUAAACUCAUUAAAUGAAGCAUCUAAAACCAAAUCAGCUAAAAGAAGAACCAAAUCUGCAUCUGCAUCAUCAAAUUCAAAAAUAAUGAAACCAACUCCACAACAACCAACAAAGAAAAAACAAAAUUCUUUACCAAAGAUAGAUCCAAUAGGUGAUGAUUUUGAUUACGUUGCUCACAUCAAGAAAACAUCACAAGAAGAAUAUUACCCAAAUUUACCACCAUCAUCAAUAAACAAUAAUACCAAUAAUAAUUUUAAACAUAAUUCUUCAAAUUCUUCAACUUCAUCAACAACUAAUUCAAAUUCAUCAUUAUUAACAUCUUCAUUAACUUCAUUAUCCACAACUUCCUCAUCCCAUUCCACAAUAACUGCUCAAACUAAUCUAAUUGAACCAAAUUCAAAAUUAAUAAGUUGUACAAAUUGUAAUACAAACACAACACCAUUAUGGAGAAGAUCAAGUAAUGGAGAUGUCUUGUGUAAUGCCUGUGGGUUAUUUUAUAAAUUACACGGUGUCAUAAGACCUGUUAAACAGAAGCAGCAACAACAACAGCAACAAGAGCCUCAACAAUAUAAAACACCAAUAACAAACCCAUCAAUCUCUUCACAAAUACCAACAACAAUAAGUUCAAUGUCAUCAAUGGAUACUGCAAUGUCUAAUGAUUUCAUAAAUAUGGAUCAAUUACAAUCAAUGAUUGAUUUGAAAAGUUUGGAUGAAUUAGAAUAUCAAGAUAGUUUUAAUUUCAACAAUAAACCAUCUCAACAACCAUCUCAACAAUCUAAUCAAUUUGGAAAUGAUCAUUUAACCAAUUUUAUGCAAAAUUAUGAUCAGGAUUAUGAUUGGUUGAAACUUGGACUAUGAAAACAGCUAGAAUAAGUCUUCAAUGUUUUUGGAUAUAUUGAAUAUCAUUAUGUGUUUAUGAAUUAAAUUGGAUAAGUUAUAACAUGAUUGUAAUAAAUACAUUCAAUAUGUAGCCAUUAUCGUAUGUAGUUUUCACAGCUUCAGCCACAUGGGAAUCUUUGAGUUUAUAUACGUCGAUUGCCAUGCCAAUAUUUGCUCAUCGGUACUCUUUGAACAUAGAGAGCUACAAAGGGAAAGUCAAAGAGUCAACAUUCAAUGACAUUUAUGUCAUCAAAGUUUUCUUUGUUCUGAUGAGGCACUUGUAUGUACCUGAUAAGCUUAUAAAGUGGGUGAAUGAUCUCAAUUUGGGAAAGAAUUGAGAUAACAACUUUUCUCGACAUCAUCGUAUUCAAAUCUUCUCGGCAGAAUGAACUAGAAUAGACAACGACAACAUGAUUGGAAGGUUACAAGGAUGAA